Messenger RNA from Papaver somniferum (opium poppy), 1051 nucleotides. RefSeq names its product probable glycosyltransferase At5g03795. The record is from RefSeq and is a predicted model, not a curated record. Gene Ontology annotation, molecular function: glycosyltransferase activity. Lineage: Eukaryota; Viridiplantae; Streptophyta; Magnoliopsida; Ranunculales; Papaveraceae. The transcript is spliced from 2 exons. The coding region runs from base 9 to 1007 and encodes 332 amino acids.
AUGAGUUGAUGGAAGAUAUACUUAAAGUUUACAUUUACAAGGAAGGCCAAAAACCAUUUUUCCAUGACCCGAAACUUUGGGGAGUAUAUGCGUCUGAAGGAUGGUUUAUGAAACAGAUGCAGGAACACACAAGAUUUGUUGUUCAAGACCCGAAUAAAGCUCACCUAUUUUACUUACCUUUUAGUUCAGAAAGGAUUAGGUACAGCAGUUUGUAUGAUCGCAAAACACGCGACAAAUCCAACUUUAUCAAGUUACUGAGCGACUACUUGGACAUUAUCAAGGCAAAAUAUCCUUUCUGGAACAGAACAGGAGGUGCCGAUCAUUUCUUUACUGCUAGCCAUGACUGGGCCCCAAUAAUGACAAGACCGUUUAUGAAUGGAUGCAUCAGAGCUUUCAGCAAUGCGGAUGUCAGUGAUGAUUUCGUAUUAGGAAAGGAUGUCGCUCUUGCUCAAACAUUAGUUCUUUCAAAAGAUGAUCUUCUAAAAGAUAUAGGAGGGAAACCUCUUUCAGAAAGACAAACUUUGGCUUUCUUCGCAGGAAACUUACACGGAUAUCUCCGUCCUAUCCUACUAGCAUUCUGGGAGAAUAAAGACCCUGACAUGCAAAUCUAUGGCAAGAUGAAUAAAUCCGUCACUGCAGAAAUGAAUUACACCCAACGCAUGAAGACGAGCAAGUACUGCAUUUCUGCCAAAGGGUAUGAGGUGGCUACUCCAAGGGUGGUCGAGGCUAUCUUUUUCGAGUGUGUCCCUGUGAUUAUAUCUGAUAACUAUGUUCUUCCUUUCUUUGAGACUUUAGAUUGGGAGUCAUUUGCGGUUUUUGUCGCAGAGAAAGAUAUUCCCAAUUUGAAGGAGAUACUCCUUGCAAUACCAGAGGAGAAGUAUAUAGAGAUGCACAAGAAGGUGAAGAUGGCGCAAAAACAUUUUCUUUGGCAUUAUGAACCGGUGAAGUAUGACAUCUUUCACAUGACGCUUCAUUCUAUCUGGUACAAUCGAGUUUUUCAGGUUUAACGCUCGACAAGACUUGUAUUUGAGACAGAUUUCGAUUCAUUCGA